AUGGCACACGGUAUUUCUGAUCCAAAGAAUAAAAAGGAGCAUUUCGAUACAGCGACUCAUCUGGAGAAGAAACUGGAUCAAUUAGCGCAAUGGAUCAAAGAGAGUCAACAUUUUAUUGUAUUCACAGGAGCGGGUGUAUCCACUUCGACUGGUAUUCCUGAUUUUCGCAGUGGAAUGGACACUGUGUUACCAACUGGACCAGGAGCAUGGGAAUUAGAAGAUCAUAGAGCUAAACGAGCGAAAACGACGACUGUUAUUGAUGACGUGCAAAAAGCAAUUCCAUCUCCUACUCAUAUGGCACUUGUUGCUUUACAACGUCAAGGCAUUCUCAAAUGUAUUAUCUCACAAAAUUGCGAUGGUCUUCAUUUACGAAGUGGUGUCAAUUCGAAUAAUCUCGCUGAAUUACAUGGCAAUAUGAAUUUAGAGAAAUGUCCGCAAUGUGGUGCGAAAUAUUUACGUGAUUAUGAUACGGAAGGUAAUCGAAAACAUUACACAGGUCGUCGAUGUGAUAAGCCGAGCUGUCGUGGUCGACUGAAAGAUUCGAUUAUUAAUUUCGGUGAAGAUUUACCUGAAGACGAACUAAAUAAAGCACUUGAUCACGCAGGAAAAGCUGAUCUUUGUCUUGUGUUAGGUAGUAGUUUGACAGUGACACCGGCUUCUGAUAUUCCGGAACGUGUAGUAGAAAAUAAACAAAAAUUAGUUAUUGGCAAUCUACAACGAACACCUUUCCAUAAAAACGCUACACUAAAUAUUCAUGCGUUUAGCGAUGUUAUUAUGCAGGGUGUGAUGCAACGACUAAAUAUUCCAAUUCCACCAUGGAUUCUUCGACGACGAGUACAUAUCACUUGUUCACAUGAUUUAAAUCAUGAAAAUCAAAAGCGAAUUCUCAUUGAAGGUCGUGAUCCAAAUGAUGCAGAUAUCCCUUUUACAUUGUUCGACAAUAUUGAGAUAAUUGUAAAUCAAAAGGUCGUUCAACAACUCAUUCAUCAACCGUUUGCAUAUGAUCUUGGCGACUUUGAUCAACAAUCGAUCACUAUUCGUCUACAUUUCUUUGGACAUUACAAUGAAAUUCCCUUCGAUUUAACUUAUGGGAAUUUAAGUAAUAUUUCAAAUAAUGAACAAUUCUAUUUAUUAUAUAAUCCGAUGGAAGGACAAUGGAGAAAAGUCACUGGUAGUGAUGAUUUGCCUCUUUGA
Messenger RNA from Adineta steineri, 1194 nucleotides. NCBI's taxonomy places the organism in Eukaryota, Metazoa, Rotifera, Eurotatoria, Adinetida, Adinetidae. The record is from the annotation of a GenBank genome assembly.